AGCGUAAUCCGGAAGAAAAGAGGAAUCGCAUGAGUUUGUUUGGGAUCCUAGGUUAUCCUUCUUCGAAUUCGAACCACUUUACGACGUGUCUUCUGAUCUACAUCCUUCAUUUUUCUCCCCAGUUACCGAUUUCUCUCUUUCAAUUCGAGCAGAAAUCGUUAGAUCCGUCAUCGAUUAAUAGUAGCGGUGAUAAUAAUUUUAAUAAUCUACCGAGUAAUCGUCUGAUUAAUCGCCGAUCGUUGUUGAAUCAUGGAGUCGGGAGGCAAGAGUAAUCGCCAACUGCGUACAGCUGUUUGCUUCUCAACUGGCCAGAGGAUGAAGUCAAGGUCACCUUCCGUGAUCGUCAUCGGAGGUGGUUUUGCGGGAAUUACUGCUGCUCGGACUCUUCAAGAUGCCUCCUUUCAGGUCGUUGUUCUGGAGUCACGAGAUCGCAUUGGUGGGCGAGUUCAUACCGAUUACUCGUUUGGUUUUCCUGUUGAUCUUGGUGCAUCUUGGUUGCAUGGUGUAUGCAAGGAGAAUCCUCUCGCACCAUUGAUUGGAAGACUUGGCUUGCCCUUGUACCGCACCAGUGGUGAUGAUUCUGUCCUGUACGAUCACGAUCUUGAGAGUUACGCUUUGUUUGAUAUGGAUGGCAACCAAGUUCCUCAAGAGCUGGUUACGAAGGUUGGCAAAACGUUUGAGUGCAUUUUGGAAGAGAUCAAUAAAGUUAGAGAGGAGCAAACGGAAGACAUGUCGAUAUCUCGAGCCUUUGCAAUUGUAUUUGAGAGGAGGCCUGAUUUGAGGUUGGAGGGGCUUGGCCAUGAUGUGCUUCAAUGGUAUUUGUGCCGGAUGGAAGGGUGGUUUGCUGCUGACUCUGAAACAAUCUCGGCAAAGUGCUGGGACCAGGAAGUAUUGCUGCCUGGUGGACAUGGUCUCAUGGUUAGAGGGUAUCGUCCUGUCAUCAACACUCUUGCCAGAGGUCUCGAUAUCCGUCUUGGCCACAGGGUUGUCAAGGUCGUGAGGGGGCACCAUGGAGUGAAGGUGACCACAGAAAAGGGUGACACUUUUGUCGCGGAUGCAGCUGUUAUCGCCGUUCCACUCGGAGUCCUGAAGGCUGGGAUCAUAAAAUUCGAACCGAGGCUUCCGGACUGGAAGCAAGAAGCCAUCAACGAUCUCGGGGUGGGGAUUGAGAACAAGAUCGUGUUGCACUUUGACAAGGUAUUCUGGCCGAACGUAGAGUUUCUAGGAGUGGUAGCGGAGACAUCAUACGGGUGCAGCUAUUUUUUGAACCUGCACAAGGCGACGGCUCAUCCCGUGCUGGUGUACAUGCCGGCGGGGCAGCUGGCCAAAGACAUCGAGAAGAUGCCUGAUGAAGCGGCUGCUGAUUUUGCAUUCACGCAACUGAAGAAGAUCCUUCCGGACGUGUCUCCGCCCGUGCAGUAUCUGGUGUCGAGGUGGGGAACCGACGUGAACUCGCUCGGGUCGUACAGCUACGACAUUGUGGGGAAGCCGCACGAUCUGUACGAACGGCUGAGGGUGCCGGUGGACAACGUGUUCUUUGCGGGGGAGGCGACGAGCAUGAGCUACCCCGGCUCGGUGCACGGAGCAUUCUCGACGGGAGUGAUGGCGGCCGAAGACUGCAGGAUGCGGGUCCUGGAGCGUUAUGGCGAGCUCGAUCUCUUCCAUCCCGUCCUGGGCGAGGACGCUUCCUCCGUAUCCGUCCCCCUCCUCAUCUCCCGUCUCUAAAAGACAACAGAUUAAUACCAUCGCCAUUAGCGAAAAACAAGAUCGGUGUUUACGUUGGUUAUUAUUAUCCGUUUGGUGUGUAAAAGACUCGCUCUUACAUAUUAUAUAUAUAUAUGUAUAUGUAACGUUUGCUAAUAUUUCCAUAUACUCAUAUUAUUAUUCUGUGAUAAUGAAGGGAAAAGAUCCUUGAUGGUUAA
Tarenaya hassleriana is the source of this 1922-nucleotide messenger RNA. RefSeq names its product probable polyamine oxidase 2. Bases 250 to 1725 code for a protein of 491 amino acids. Gene Ontology annotation, cellular component: peroxisome. The transcript has 9 exons. Lineage: Eukaryota; Viridiplantae; Streptophyta; Magnoliopsida; Brassicales; Cleomaceae. The record is from RefSeq and is a predicted model, not a curated record. Gene Ontology annotation, biological process: polyamine catabolic process. Gene Ontology annotation, molecular function: polyamine oxidase activity.